AUGGGCUACGUGGGGACGACCGGGGACGACGAUCAAUACCGGGUGCCGCUGAUAGCGAAGCUGCUGCACGCCCUGCCCCACUACAACAUCACCUUCCACCGCAUCAACAACACAUUUCGCCCAUCAAACGAUGUCUAUCUGGAGAGUCUCGGCAUCCUCGGGUCGAUACCGGCGGCGCUGCUGAUUGUGUCGCUGUUCGGCCUGCUGCUGUACUUGCUGACACGCUGCUGCGACCGUAAGCCGCGGCCGGCCCAUUCCAUCACCAGCCUCAAGGUAACGCUGUCGAUCGUGACCGUCCUGUGCUGUGCGGCGAUCGGGCUCGGUCUCUACGGCAACGAUGAUCUGCACAACGGGCUGCUCGAUGUGCUGCAGGCCGGGCGGAAGGUGGACGGGGUCGUCUCCUCCGUGCGCAACCAGACGUUCAUCCUCGAGAACACGCUGACGAUGAAGAUCCAGCAGCAGCUGACCGAGCUGGAGGACAUCUUCGACCAGAAGACGAACAACCAGACCGCGCUGAAUCAGCUGCAGCAGGCGCUGCUGACGGCGAAGGGCAACAUCACGAUCGCCAAGAACGCGGCCAACGAUAUCCGCCGGCCGCUGGUCGGCCUCACAAUAACAGACUUCCUUUCGAAGGGAGACCAAUGGGAGUUGAUCCGCUGGCCGGGAACGGUCGCCAUACUGGCGCUGCUGCUAGUGCUGUGCGCGGUGCUGCUGGUGGGCGUCGCUCGCCACUCGCGCUGCGCCCUCAUCCUGUUCAGUGUGUGCGGUCUGCUGGCCGUGACCGGGUCGUGGCUCAUGUCCGGCCUGUACCUCUCGACGUCGGUCGCCGUCGGCGACCUGUGCAACGAUCCGGCCGACUUCCUGGUGCACCAGUCGCCGCACGAGCUGCCGGCCGACAUCCUGCUCUACUACACCCAGUGCGACAUCUCGCGCUCGAACCCAUUCACCCAGCGACUGCGGGAGUCUCAGAACGCGAUCAACAACGCCCGGAACGCGAUGAGCAUUGUCUCUAAGAUCUCUCCGGUGCUGUUCAAGAACGCCGGCCUCGCCCCGAAGUUGGGCUCGGUCAAUGCGGAUAUCAAACUCUGCGAGCGGCUGCUUACCGGUCUGACGGCGCUGGUCGACUGCCGGGCGGUACACUCCAGCUAUCUGGUGGCAACGCGAGGCCUGUGCGAAUGUGGCCUGCUCGGGCUGGUGCUCAUGCUGAUCGCCAGCUUCAUGGCGGCCAUACUGCUCACCAUCAUGGUCUGGGUCGACUCGCACACAUGGAUAUACAUUCGCAAGAGGAAUGACUACGCACAAGUGGAAGAGCAAUCGUACGUGUCGCAUCAGCUACAUCCGCAGAGUCACCAGAACAUGAACACCCGCACACUACCGCAUCAUCCGAAAGGUCCUCCGGUAAUAAGUGGCUCGCAUACGAUUGCACAUCCGGGACGUAAUGCGAAGCACGAGCUUACGCAGGCACAGCAAGCCCAGCAGCAGCUGCACCACCAGCAGGCCCAUGCCCAGGCCCAGCAGGCUCAGGCACAGGCGCAGGCACACAUGAUGCAUCACCAUCAGGCGAUGAUGCGGGCCGGCGGUACGCACACUCUCGGCCGCCUGCCGUCGCACAGCAGCCCGACGCACCUGCACGGCCCCAACAACGGCAAGUACGCCACCCUCAGUAAGCACUGCAAGACGCUCGACGCGAACGACUUCUACUGA
Messenger RNA from Anopheles coustani, 1704 nucleotides. Its product is annotated as protein tweety-like. Gene Ontology annotation, cellular component: plasma membrane. The transcript has 6 exons. Gene Ontology annotation, molecular function: intracellularly calcium-gated chloride channel activity; volume-sensitive chloride channel activity. NCBI's taxonomy places the organism in Eukaryota, Metazoa, Arthropoda, Insecta, Diptera, Culicidae. The coding region runs from base 1 to 1704 and encodes 567 amino acids. The record is from RefSeq and is a predicted model, not a curated record.